Messenger RNA from Sus scrofa (pig), 6214 nucleotides. The record is from RefSeq and is a predicted model, not a curated record. Lineage: Eukaryota; Metazoa; Chordata; Mammalia; Artiodactyla; Suidae.
AAGUGCCCGGCGCGCGCCUCCUGCGGCCGCACUUUCACUCUCCGCUGCAGUGUCCCCAGUGUGUCAGGCCUCCGUCCGCUCGCCGCCUACUCCUGCCAUGGGUGUCAAGGUCCUCGCCGUGCUGGCCCUCGUGCUGACCGCGCUCUGCCUCAGCGAUGAGAAACCGGUCAGCCUGAGCUACAGAUGCCCUUGCCGAUUCUUUGAGAGCCACGUUGCCAGAGCCAACAUCAAGCAUCUCAAGAUCCUCAACACUCCGAACUGUGCCCUUCAGAUCGUGGCACGGCUGAAGAGCAACAAUAGACAAGUGUGCAUUGACCCAAAAUUGAAGUGGAUUCAGGAAUACCUGGAGAAAGCUUUAAACAAGGGGCGCAGAGAAGAAAAAGUGGGGAAAAAAGAAAAGAUAGGAAAAAAGAAGCGACAGAAGAAGAGAAAGGCUGCUCAGAAAAGGAAAAACUAGUUAUCUGCCACCUCGAGAUGGACCACAGUGCACUCUGCUCUUGUCUCUCCCGGCGCUUUGUAAAUUUGCUCUAACCCUCCUCCAGGGCAGAACCCCCCCUGCCCCCGGGGCGGGCUUGCAGACUUCACGGGGGAGCAGUGCUUUGCCUCUCCUGGGGCCACACUGGCUCCUGUGUCUAUGUGGUUUUCAGGGCCCUUUCUGAUCUGCUAAUUAAGAAAGUAGUUGUGCAGAGAUUGGGGUUGAGGUGUUUGACAUGGAGCUUGUGUGCUCAGGACUCUAUCCAGAACAGCCUGGGGCUCCAGAAUAGCCUGGGGAUCCAUCUAAUGUGGUCCAGGUCUCUUUGCAGCAUCACCCUGGGCUGCUGAGCCUCUCACCCUGCCCUUCCCUCCCUUUCUGGGAAGGCCCGUGACCACAAAGAGCUCAUACAGCUCCACACACUUAGAAUCUGCACUCCCAUCUGAGGUGAGUGUGUGGCUGCCAGGCCUAUGCACCGAGCAGUCUGCUAGCCCAGGGGCAGGAGUCUCAGCCAAUCUCAGGGGCAUGUCCUUCUACCCUCUCAUUUGCCACUGCCAGUGCUGCCCAGCACUGCCUUUUGCAGGGCAGGGCUGGCUGUGGCCAUGCCCUUUGCAGGUGAUAACUGACACCUUUCCCCAAGUGCCUGUUGCCUGGCCCUCCACCACUCUGCCUCCCAUGCUAGGACUUCUCCAGCCAUCCCCUCCCCAGGCCUGAGGGCUGUGUGAGCAGCUCCACCUCUGAGCACAGGUGGGCUUCUGCAGACCACAUGGGGGGAGCAGGUGGCAGCUCUGCAUUCCCAGAGAGCGGCCGUGGAAAUGCUUCUCAGGGAACCUCUCUGCAGGGCAAUUCACUUUGUAGAUUCUUUAAAUGGUCCUAGGGGUCUCUGAUGCAGAGAUGCUGUGUGAAGGGCCUGCAGCUCUGGGGACUCAGCCUGUCCCCACCCCCCUUCUGCCUGACGCAGUGUGAUUAGCUUCUGGGACACAGCUGCCUCAGCCCUCACAGCCCCCCAACACACAUACAUACACAGAUUUACGGCUGAGAGUACUUGCCAAGCAUCUCUAAUUUGGACAGGAAGGAGGGGGACCAUGUGGGAGAGCAAGGCCCUGAUUUCAGUGGUGCUUUGAAAAGGGACACCUCGAAUAACUACUCUUCUUCCCCUCCCCUGUCACACAUGGACACACACACUCACCUGCACCUCAGACCCCCUGAUGUUAUAAUUUCAGUACAUGGAUCUAGAAAGAUGACAUGGGUGGAGGAUGGAGCAGAUGGAUUUCAGGAGAAGAAAUCGCAGAGUCCUUGCCUGGGUCACGGAUCUCUGUGUCCUCCUCAUGCUUUAAUACACUCCUCUGUAAUCACAGCCUAGGGAAUUGGAGAAGUGCCCCCCUAGGCCACUGUAGCCAAAGACUUUCUACGUCCCAUUGUCAUCCCCUUUAUCUGCCUAACUCCCCAGGCCUGUGCCCCUCCCACCAGCCCAGGGAUGGCAGCCUGCUCCCAGGUGCCUGGCUGCCCACCUACCUCAUCCUGCCCUUGGUGCCUCUGAAGGCCUCUAGCUGGUUGCUGGGCUGCCUAGGGCUUCAUUCCUUUCUGUGGAAGCCAACAGCCUCUCUGGUCUGCGGGACCAUGGCCGGGUAGCACUAUUCUUACAAAAGCACCUGCAGAGGAUCAGGCCUGUGGCCCCGAGCUCCCUGUCUCUUCUGCACUGAAGGAAUAGUACAGCUCUGUGCCAAAGAGGGUGACAGAUCUGUGCUGGAAGAGCUAUUUGCCCUGUAACAACCGUGGGUCAAGCUAUUGCUUCCCUGAGGUGACAAACUGCUUUCUGCACUGCUCAGGGAGGCAGCAUCACCCCCACUCUCCAUCCUGGCAGAGCGCAGGCUGCUGUGGGGACUCAAGAGAGUUGGCCUCACGUUAAGAAACAUAGGCAAGGCCCUGUUUGUCUUUACAUGACUCCAUUGGCCCUGGGGCCUCACUGUAUCUGACUAGCAGGCACAGCCUCAGCCCUGCUGAAGACAAGGUCACCGUGGAAGAGCUGGAGAGCGGGACUGAAGUUCGGUUGUGAGUUGAAAAUAACUAAACAGCGUUCACGUGCCUGCUGAGGUGCCCAUGCGUGGUCCCAGUGCUGCCCUUCCAGGGUGCCCAACUCCGGGACCACUGUGCACGCCACCCACAAGUCCCGGGGCUGGGCCCAUGUGAGUCCUGGCCUCAUUAUCUCUGCUGGGCCAAGGCAUUGUGCCUCAUCCUGUCGUGUGACCGCUGUGCCACGCCAUCCGUGCUCUCGUUCGUCCGCCCACCCUGUGCUUGCUGCGGCCACCUCCCUCUCCCCUUCCCGCCUCCCAUCCAUCCUUUGCUUCAGCCAUGCUGUCUCUUUCACUCCGUCCACCUCCUCAGGGCUUCGGAAGGGGGAUGCACCACUGCGAUCUGGAAAUCAGGCGUGCCCCUGGCCCGUGCGGGAACCGCCUUAAUGGUGUCUCCCUCUGUUCUUGUUAACAGGAGGUUCAAGAUGUGAGAGGCGCAGGUUGGGUCAGACGCCUGAGGAAACCUUACAGUAGGAGCCCAGGUCUGAAACCAGUGUUAGGAAGGGCCUAGAGCUGCCCCUUGCACCCAGGCAGGGCCAAAUACAUUGCCAAAGGCCUUGUCUUGCACAUUUUGCCUUACUUUCAUCAUUUGAUUAUGUAGCCAAAUAUAUGGUGUUUAUUUCUCAUUUAGUUUGAUUAUCCAGUGUCACUGGCGACAGAUAGGAACAUAGACUAAGGCCAUUAUUUUACUUGCUUUGUUAUAAUAUCUUUCGCACGGAACCCUUCAUCUGGCCAGAGGUUCCUGAGUUUUGUGUCUGUCUGAGCUGUGCAGGCUGGGACCCCAGAACUCCAGAUUGAUGGAGCCUUGCCCGCAUCACCAUGUCUAGGGUGGAGAGCCACUGGGAGGUGUCAGCACCAGUCAGCAUGGGCAGACCCUAGUGGAGGCUGCCCUGUGCAAGGGGUGGGAGGGGGAUAGGUUCCAGGGGGCCAGGCAGGAGCUUCACCCUUUCCGAGGGUGAGAGCUAGGGUCAGCCUCUCUGGUGAACAAGGCAGGGCCCCCCUGAACUGAGGCAGGCAGAAGUGUGAGGCUAGGGUAGAGUGAGAUGCAGCCCUCGUCCUGAGCUCUCCUCUGCAUCCCAUCACGUCCUUCCCAUCAUUCUCUCUCUCAUCCAUCGUCAUGUGUAUCCAAGACUGUCUCCAUGAUCCCGGAAAAGGACUCUCUCAAGACCAAAGCUUUACUUUAAACUGGGCACCAAGAAGCAAAUCAAAAUGUCUCGUGUUACCCAGUCCUGAAAACACUGUGCACAUCUGUGUCUUGUUUGAAAUAUUGUCCGUUGUCCAAUCCUUUGUUUUUGUUCAAAAUCAAUGUCCUUGGUGCAUGCGCUGUCAGUUCCUGAGAUGCAAAGGCUGAGAAGGAGGAGAUGCCCCCACCCCCAGUGCCUUUGACCAGGUUUCUGAUUAGAGCUGUGAUCCUUUGGCAUGGAACCUUGGUCACAAAGCCAUGGGGGAAUCAACAGAGCCCAAGGGAAUUCAGUUUGCAGCAGUAUGGACCUCCGAGGAUGCAGUCCCUCAAGACUUCUAUAAUUAUUGGUAUCACAGAAUUACAGAGAGUUUUGUUUUCCUGGUGUCAGCACUGUUUGGGGAAUAUCAAGUAAAGAAUUUUCUACUUUUUUUUGGGGGGGGGGUUGAAAGCCCGAUCCAUAAAAGAAUCAAUCCUGGAUGUGAAGAUUCAUUCCCAAUUAAAAUCUAACCUCACCUUUUUCACCACUUGACAAUCCCAUGGCCUCUCACCUUCCACAAUGGCACUAUCAUUCUGUGCUUCCAGGAUGUCGAACAGGCAUUCCUUUUAGAAAAGGAUGCACUGGUUGGGAAAGUAGCUUAAAAUUAAAUCCUGACAUUUAGGGUGUUUUCCCUUUCCUGAGAACAGUGGCUUUCCAGUUUAAAAUUUUUACUUUCUGAAAAGGUCGGCACUGGAGGGGUUUUUGCUUCUUUUGCUUUUCAUUUGGUCUUAUUAAUACUUUUCCCCUCUGGUUAAGAUUCCGGUAAUUUUUUUUAAAUUAAGAAAGUAGGAAAACAAAAAAAGAAAAAGAAGGGCAAAACAGGAAAAUAUAUCCAUUGACAUGCAGAAAGUAUAUUCUAGUAAAAUAUACUAGGAUAACUAAGUAACAUGCAGAAAGUAUAUUCUAGUAAAAUGAUCUGAAAUUGUAGGUGUUCUUAGAUUUAAUAACCUUUGGGUUAUCAGUAACAUGUGUUAAGCAUUUCCAUAAAUAUUCCUUUAAAUUGGAUCUUCAUGGCAGACGGCAAAUCCAUCAACCACAAACUCACAUCCUCAAACCAGCUUUGUUAUAUUGAAAAAAAAAAAAAAAAGACUAUGGAGGGACAUUUAUUAGUUAUAAGAGAUACAGAACUGGUCGCAAAACCCUCUUUUGAAAUUAACCUGUCACUACAGAGCUCCUGAAUUAUCCAUGAAAUGAUGGAAUUUUCAGUGGAAGGGUCAUUUUCCAAGUAAUGAAGAUAUUUUAAAAUCUCAAGGAAAAUUUGAAAGCAUCUUCCUCUGGAACCCAUGAACCAGAGCCAUUCAACCUCUUUCUCCAGUAAAUUCACAGGGCCCUAAAUCUUGACCAUAAUUAAGGAAAGAAUAAUUUCUGUUUCUCCCCCUAGGGGGAAAAAUAGAUAAAAGGAGAAACUGCAGUGAAAAUGAUUUGUGUGACAAUUCCUCUACUAGCAAUCUGCUUCUAGUGGAGACUGACCAGCUAAAGUAAAUAUGCAUUUAAAUAGUCCAUUUGCAAAGGAAAAGGCUCUCCUGAUCUCCCUUUGCUUUCAAAAUACAAGUGCAGUGCAAGAUUUUGAUUAGGGGUCACCCAGCUCUUCCUCCUGGUCCAGUGCUGCCUCUACCUGACCUUCCCUUGAGCUACCUGUAGCCCCUAGGGUGGUCCUCCACCACCAGCCUUUGCAUCAGGACCCAGGCAGGGAAGACUCCAGACUGAGUCUGAAUCUGUGCCUCGUGUUGUUUGCACUGUUCUUUGUCCCGCUCCGGCCAGGUGCUGAGACCCCAGCGAGGAGGCUCAGGAAGAGGCCCUUUGCUUAUCUGCCUGUCCUCCAGAGGAAGGAGGGUCAGCUUUGAGCAGAGGGCCUGAGUAGCAAAAGGUUGCAGUCCCUCCUCUGUGAAGUCCAAGAACUGCCAAGCCUUUUCAUUGGCUCCUUUUUGACCUCUCCCUUUGACUAUUGCCUGGCAUUAGCACCAUGGGAUAUUUGACUGCCAGUGCAUUGCCUUUCCCAGGUGGUGGAGCCUUUUGUAGCUGGAAGAGAAGUGUGGGGGGUCCUGAUCCCUCUACACAUCUCACCUGCCCCAUUCCAAGGGAGCCCCAGCCUGGGGACAUGUUCCCUAGAAACCUUCAAGUUCCCUAAGGAGAUCACUGACAUUGCCAAGUUGAAAAUUCCCACACAAAACUUGUUAUUCUGCAACCUCGCUGGACUCUCAGUCUCUGAGCAGUGAUGGGUUCAGUGUUAAAUGUGAGAAAUACUGUAUUUUGUAUUGUUUAAAUUGCAUCUCCCACAUAAUGUGAAAAUGGUCCAGGAGAAGGCAGCUUCCUGUAUGCAGUGUGCUUUUUUUUUUUUUUUAACAAGUAACAACUCCUUUUGAGAAACAAUUUCUACUUUGAAGUCAUAUCAAUGAAAAAGAUGUAUAUGCACUUAUAAUUUUCCUAAUAAAGACAUGUAUUCAAACGUA